GCUCCAGACAUAUUUUAUUGGGACAGAGAAAGUUCUGUGUGCUCCAGGUAGCCCUGAGAACCAGACUUCUGACUUGUGAGCUGCCUGCACGUUUGACUUCCUCAUCUUUACCCUUCCUGGCCCAGCUGUUCCAUUAUGAUCGAAUCUACAAGCAUUUAAAUGACUGCUAUGUUCCAGGCACAGGGCAGAGUGCCAAAGAGAAAACACAUGAUGAGCCUGUAAUUCGUGAGUCUUAUGGGUGAUCGGAAAGACAGAUAUUAAGUCGGAAUUGGCAUCCACUGGAAGAAUCUGCAGCCCUCUCUCUGCCCAGAGCUCCAGGACCAAUGUGUCUUCCCAGCACCUUAAACCAGUGAGCCAUCCAGAACCGCAGCUCUAGACUUGCCCCACUGCCAGCAUGAGUUCUGAAUGUGAUGUUGGAAGCUCUAAAGCUGUUGUGAAUGGGUUGGCACCUGGCAGCCAUGGGCAAGACAAAGGCAUGGACCCUACAAAAAUCUGCACUGGAAAAGGCACGGUGACUCUUCGGGCCUCAUCUUCCUACAGGGAAACUCCUAGCAGCAGCCCUGUGAGCCCUCAGGAAUCUCCAAAGCAUGAAAGCAAGUCAGAUGAGUGGAGACUUUCUUCCAGUGCUGACGCCAAUGGCAAUGCCCAGCCCUCCCCACUUGCUGCCAAGGGCUAUAGAAGUGUGCACCCCAGCCUUUCUACUGACAAACCCCAGGAUGCCACCUCCAGCCCAGCCCCGUCUGAGGUAAUAGUUGUCCCUCUCUACCUGGUUAAUACUGACAGAGGGCAAGAAGGCACUGCCACAACUCCAGCAUCUCUGGGGCCACUUGGCUGCAUCCACACUAUCCCGGCGACCACCCCUGCUGCCUCACCUCUGACCUUCCCGACUUUAGAUGAUUUCAUUCCCCCUCAUCUGCAGAGGCGGCCCCACCACAGCCAGCCAGCCAGUGCUUGUGGCUCCCUCCCCCCUGCUAGCCAGAGGCCACCACCCUCACCACCACCUCCGCUGGUCCCUCCCAUACCGGAGGACCUCCACAGAGCCUUGGAGCCUGACCUCCCGGGACCUGUCUCAAGUACCGGCAGUCCUUUAAUAAAUGAAGUUUCUUCUUCCCAUAUUGAAACUGAUUCCCAAGCCUUCCUUCCAACAAGCAAACCGUCAUCUGCCUACCCCUCCACCACAAUCGUCAACCCCACCAUCGUGCUCUUGCAGCACAAUCGAGAACAGCAAAAACGACUCAGUAGUCUUUCAGAUCCUGCCUCAGAGAGGAGAGUGGGUGAACAGGACUCAGUGCCAACCCCGGCAGAACUCACCUCGCCCAGCAGGACUGCUGAAAGGAGAGCAAAGGAUGACAGCAGGAGGGUGGUGAAGAGUGCACAGGACCUAAGCAAUGUGUCCAUGGAUGAAGUGGGCAUCCCACUCCGGAAUACCGAGAGAUCGAAAGACUGGUACAAAACCAUGUUUAAACAGAUCCACAAGCUGAACAGAGAUGAUGAUUCCGACCUGCACUCUCCUCGAUAUUCCUUUUCUGAAGACACAAAGUCUCCCCUUUCUGUGCCUCGCUCAAAAAGUGAGAUGAACUCCAUUGAUGGGGAGAAAGUAGUGAAGAGGUCAGCCACACUCCCCCUCCCAGCCCGCUCGUCUUCACUGAAGUCCAGCCCAGAGAGAAACGACUGGGAGCCCCCAGAUAAGAAAGUGGAUACAAGAAAAUACCGAGCAGAGCCCAAGAGCAUUUACGAAUAUCAGCCGGGCAAGUCUUCUGUUCUGACCAAUGAGAAGAUGAGUCGGGAUAUAAGCCCAGAAGAGAUAGAUUUAAAGAAUGAACCUUGGUAUAAAUUCUUUUCGGAAUUGGAGUUUGGGAAACCGCCUCCCAAAAAGAUAUGGGACUAUACUCCUGGAGACUGCUCUAUCCUUCCUAGAGAGGAUAGGAAGACUAAUCUAGAAAAAGAUCUCAACUUCUGCCAAGCAGAGUUAGAGGCAGAUUUAGAGAAAGUGGAGACGGUUAAUAAGUCACCCAGUGCAAACUCGCCACAGAGCUCAGCAAUCAGCCCAGAUGUCACAUCAGAGCCUCCUGGAUAUAUAUAUUCUUCCAACUUCCAUGCAGUGAAGAGAGAAUCAGAUGGGACCCCCGGGGUUCACACUAGCUUGGAAAAUGAGAGGCAGAUUUAUAAGAGUGUCUUGGAAGGUGGCGACAUCCCUCUUCAGGGCCUGAGUGGGCUCAAGCGACCCUCCAGCUCAGCUUCCACUAAAGAUUCCGAGUCACCAAGACAUUUUAUACCAGCUGAUUACCUGGAGUCCGCAGAAGAAUUUAUCCGGAGAAGGCAUGACGAUAAAGAGAAACUUUUAGCGGACCAGAGACGACUUAAGCGCGAGCAAGAAGAGGCCGAUAUUGCAGCUCGACGCCACACGGGUGUCAUCCCGACGCAUCAUCAGUUUAUCACUAAUGAGCGCUUUGGGGACCUCCUCAAUAUAGAUGAUACUGCAAAAAGGAAAUCUGGGUUAGAGAUGAGACCUGCCCGAGCCAAAUUUGACUUUAAAGCUCAGACACUGAAGGAGCUGCCUCUGCAGAAGGGAGACAUUGUUUACAUCUACAAACAGAUUGAUCAGAACUGGUACGAAGGUGAACACCAUGGCCGGGUGGGAAUCUUCCCAUGCACCUACAUCGAGCUUCUUCCCCCAGCUGAGAAGGCUCAGCCAAGAAAGUUGGCGCCUGUGCAGAUUUUGGAAUACGGAGAAGCCAUUGCUAAGUUUAACUUUAAUGGUGAUACACAAGUAGAAAUGUCCUUCCGAAAGGGUGAGAGGAUUACGCUGCUCCGACAGGUGGAUGAGAACUGGUACGAAGGGAGGAUUCCUGGGACAUCCCGUCAAGGCAUUUUCCCCAUCACCUAUGUAGAUGUGCUCAAGAGGCCGUUGGUGAAAAACCCGGUGGAUUACAUCGACCUGCCUUAUUCUUCCUCCCCAAGUCGCAGUACCACUGCGAGCCCACAGUGUACUAGUCACAGCAAGCUCAUCAUGCCAGCCCCUUCAUCUCUACCCCACCCCCGCCGAGCCCUCUCCCCCGAGAUGCACGCCAUCACCUCUGAGUGGAUCUCUCUGACCGUUGGGGUCCCAGGCAGGCGUUCUCUGGCCAUGACACCACCCUUGCCUCCUCUGCCUGAGGCUUCUGUCUAUGACACGGACCGCUUGGCCUUGUCAGCGAGGGCCCGUCCCUCCUUGCCACUUAGCCUCCCCUAUUCAAGUCGAUCAGAUCACUCCACAUUGCGGCCAGUGGUUUCUCCACUGGCCCUGCCUCCACCCCACAGAGCCUACUCCCUGGCACCAGGUGCCCAGGCCCCUCUUCACAUCAAUGGAGAUGGUAGUGUUCACACCCACCAAGAUGGCUUCUCUCAGUCACCACAUGGGAACUCUGAUAGGGUCAUCUCAGAGCUUAGUGAUGCCUUUAGCAGCCAGAGCAAGAGACAGCCCUGGCGAGAAGAUGGACCUUAUGAGAGGAAAGCAGAGAGCGAGGCAGGUGAGAGAUGCCCUGGUGGACCCAAGAUCUCUAAGAAGAGCUGCUUGAGACCUUCAGACGUGGUCAGGUGCCUGAGUUCUGAGCAGAGACUCUCAGAGUUCCACACUCCUGAUGACAGCCAGUCCUUCAAGCCUCUGGGUAGCCCUUUCCCUGCACGGGAGGCUGGGCCACCAGAGCUUCACAGAGGUGUCGAGGCUGACAGGAAGGCUGCUCAGAGUGGUAUAAGCCAGCCUUCUCAUCAUUCAUUGAGCGCAGGACCUGAUCUCACAGAAUCUGAAAAGAACUAUGUGCAACCUCAAGCCCAGCAGCGGAGAGUCACCCCAGAUAGGAGUCAGACCUCACAGGAUUUGUGUAGCUACCAAGCAUUGUAUAGCUAUGUGCCGCAGAACGAUGAUGAGUUGGAACUCCGAGAUGGAGAUAUUGUUGAUGUCAUGGAAAAAUGUGACGAUGGAUGGUUUGUUGGCACAUCAAGAAGGACAAGGCAGUUUGGUACUUUUCCAGGCAACUAUGUAAAACCUUUAUAUCUAUAAGAAGACUGAAAACCACAGAGAUUAUUUUUCUCAAAGGAUGCAGCAUCAUUCAUGAACUGGUCUCUUUAUUUAAGUAUUGAGUCAGUAGGAAAAUUAAUGCAGUUGGUAAAGAAUUCAAAAAGAGGAACAAAGAAGUGUGUUUAAAACCCACUGUGUAGCAGGGCUUAACUGUUUGCUGAGGUAAUAGGUAUUUACAUGGCUGCUUCUGGGAGCUGCUCUAGCCCCCACUGCUUGGGUAAUCUGAUCUGGAGUCGUGUCCACAGCAGCAUUAGCCAAAAAUGUGCUCAGUCUUUAUGCACUCUCAUGUCAAAUGGGCCCCCUGGGGCCAGAUAGGUCAAUCAAUCCCCAGCCGUGGUCUACAGGUCCCAAGUCUGAGCAUCGCUGCCCACCCCUGCCUCUAUCCCUGGCUGUCCCAGAGCCAGCAGACCCCAGGGCUGCUAGAGGCUGGUCUGAGUUCUGAGGUUCCCUUCAGCACCAUGACUCCAGGUAAAGAAAUGGAGGCUGACCGAGUGUCCGGGCCUUCAGCCUGCUGGGUGACAUUAUACUUGACUCCCCUGAUACACAGAAAAGCAUGCCAUGUUUGUCCUGAGCUUGGAAGCAGGUGGCCAGGCAGAUGGGUUACAUUUGUGAUUCCAUGUGACUAAGCCAGUCACCUUGGGGCUCUGGAGGUCAUUUGGAGUAGACUCCUUUCCUGGUCACCAUCACUGGCUGGGCAGGGUUGGAUGUGCCUUUCUUCUCUGCUUUCGUGUGGACUUGAUGCUCUUGAGCCCACAGAAUUCAGACUGGUCUCUAGUAGUCCUUUAGCCUGUGUAGAUGCAAGCUGACUGCUGGGUACCACGGUAAGGCCCUCUCAGACCUGGGAGGAGGUCAAAGACCACUCUGAAUGUUGUCCCCCUCCUUCCCACCACCCCAGGCCAGGUAGUCCUGUUGCACAUGCUGAAGCCCCUACUCAGAGGUGAGGAAUCAUACACUGUCUUGCUCCUCUUGAUGGCAACCAGGAUUCUGUCCUGUGAGCCCUAGUUGUGAGGAAGUGACUCCUUUGACACCCGGGUGUGAGUCACCACUCUGAUUCUCUGUUAUUUCCCUGAUUGACAUAAGGGAGAUAUGGUCUGUUCCCAGAGCUGAGUCUGCCAGGGGUUCAGCUGAGUGGAUGACAUAGGAAAAGGAACCCAAUCUAGAGAGACUGUGAUACGUGCAGAGGGUGUGAGAAAGGAUGAGUUGGGGGGUGUUGUACACCCUAGAAUGCAUUGUCAGGUUUUCAUUUCCCUCAGCUCACUUCUGAACAAUGAGGAUGCUGGGAGAACCUUUGUCUGAGGGUAGUUUAUGUUUGGGAAUACUUGGAAUUUUUCCAGAGUCUCAUCUUCUUAUUCUACCCACACAUACAUGUACAAGGUUGCUAAUAUCAGGAAUUGUAGGUGAUAGGGGUACAUACUGGAACCCCUGGCUCUCUGCAUGUAGCUCAGAACCACGCUAACCACUGUCCCAAGUCUGCAACAUUGUCUUGAGUGACUGCUGUCUGGAUGGCAUAGGAUCCCAGUUGCUUCCCCCUUUCACCCAUCAGCCACAGUUCCCCAAGGAGGCUCUCAGGAAAGAAAUUGCCACUGAUUGAGUCACACUGAAAAAUAAAUGGCUGAUAGGAGGAAUGUGCUGUCACUUCCAGGAGAUAUGUUUUUAACUGACAGCAGAACCUUUAAUCCCAAGGGGAAAGGGUGUGGAAGUAACUGAGGGCAGACAAGCUUCUUGGGAAGAAAAGACCUGGUGAUUGUGUGACCUGUUGCUUUGGAAGCUCUGCUUCACAAGCCAAUAGUACUUCUUUCUUUCUUUCUGUUUUUUUUUUCCUUUGCCCCUCUCAAAGGGAAUAUAGAACAAAAAUUAAAUAAAUGCAUAUGUGCAUUUUUGCCCAUUCAGAAUGCAGUCCUUGCUCUCUCCUAGAUGCCAACCAUGAAUAGUGCAGUUGUGUUUAAAUCUCCUCAGGGGUGCUUUUUGAUUAAGUAGGUAAUUUCAAACACCCCUUUAAAUACAGCUAGAAAAUAAAACCAUUUUGUAAAAGCCACAUUUGCAUUUAAUGCUAGCCUCACACAGAGUAUCUUCCCAAAUCCAGGUAUGCCCAUCUUUAAUAAGAUCUUUCCAGCUUCCUACAUAUGACAAAAACAAAAAGAGCAAAGAUUUCCAAUUACUCCUUUGUCCUCAGACAUUUAGUAAUAUAAAGUACCUAUUUUUAUGCUGAAAUGUUUAUACAGGUUUAUUAACAGCAAGCGCAACUAACUGGCGGCAUGCCUUGCAACACAUUUUGAUAUAUUAGCCAUGCUUCCAGGUAAAGGCACGCUCCAAACUACUCACCUUUUGCAGUCUCUCUGGGAUUGGUAAAAGAAAAAAAAAUCAUGUUUGAGAAGUGGGACUGUAAAUAUGUAAUGUAUAUUUAACUUUGUGUAGCCCAUGUACCUACCUUGUAUAGAAAAAUAAUUUUUAAAACUUGAGCAGAAAAGGGAGUAAAAUAAGGAAGUCAUGAAGGGUUGUUUUAUUUUUCCCACUUUUAUUUAAAUGAAGGAAUUUCAAAUAAUUCACCUGCAGAAUUUUAGCACAAAAAUAGUCAUUGGAAAUUGUUAACAUAUACAAUUGUUCUUUGGGAAAGAGAAGACAACUAUAAUAUCAUUUACAGUUUUCUUUUUGCAGUUCUAUUUACCUGCAGUAGUACUAAAUCCUAUUACUGGAAUAGGUUACUACCAAAAAAGUAUUCUAUUCAGAAAAAAAAAAAUUGACAUAUGUAACCUAUUAAAGUAUUGCAUUUAAAUUUCACACCAAGCGCAUGUACUAUGCAGACACAGAUUUUUUUCUGUUCAUUUAUUUUUCUUUAUUGCAGUGGAUUGAUUUGAUAGACUUGUUGAAUUACUACUUUGCUGUAUAUAUUAUUUAAUAAACUUUAUUCAGAAUUGCGUGGCA
Cricetulus griseus (Chinese hamster) is the source of this 6979-nucleotide messenger RNA. NCBI's taxonomy places the organism in Eukaryota, Metazoa, Chordata, Mammalia, Rodentia, Cricetidae. The record is from RefSeq and is a predicted model, not a curated record.